Periophthalmus magnuspinnatus is the source of this 675-nucleotide messenger RNA. Its product is annotated as synaptonemal complex protein 3-like. The transcript is spliced from 4 exons. Bases 1 to 675 code for a protein of 224 amino acids. Lineage: Eukaryota; Metazoa; Chordata; Actinopteri; Gobiiformes; Gobiidae. Gene Ontology annotation, cellular component: synaptonemal complex. Gene Ontology annotation, biological process: meiotic cell cycle; spermatid development. The record is from RefSeq and is a predicted model, not a curated record.
AUGAAGACGAAACUGUCCUCCAAAACUGGCACAUUCACAUUCAAAGAGAUGAGGCACAAAGAGCUGAGAGAUGCAGAGGAUGAGGAAGAUAUUGCACUGGUUGAAAAGCUCUCAAAGAAGCGCUACUCCAAUGAACUUGAUGACGAUGAUACUGUUCCUGUGGGCACUGGGUUUCAGUCCAUGUUGGAGCAGUUUGGGUCAGACAUCAGCAAAGCAGUGCAGGCCAAGAAGAAACGCCUGGAAGUCCUGACCAAUAACUACAUGAAAGGAAGCCAACACAAACUCGAACAACUGUGGAGCACACACCAAAAGCAGCGCCAAAAAUUGACCCAACAAUACUCUCAGCAAGUGUCCCAGACUCUGCAACUGUGGGAGGCGGAGGUGCAGCGAGGGGAGGAGCAAGAGGAGCGCAUGAAUAACCUCUUUAAGCAGCAGAUCAAGGUGCUACAGCAAGCCAGAGCCGCCCAAAGUCUGAAGCUAAAGUCUGUGCGUGAUCUGUACGAAGUAUUUGUGAACAACAUAGAGGAGAUACAGAAGAGCCAUCACACCUUCCUCCAGGGGGCGACACAGGAGCUGCGCAAAGAGAUGAACACGCUGCAGAAGAAGAUACUUAUGGAUACACAACAGCAGGAGAUGGCCAAUGUCCGGAAGUCACUGACAUCAAUGCUUUUCUAA